Molecule: messenger RNA, 738 nt
Organism: Penicillium argentinense
Lineage: Eukaryota; Fungi; Ascomycota; Eurotiomycetes; Eurotiales; Aspergillaceae
Exons: 2
Coding region: 1-738 (245 amino acids)
Source: RefSeq, a predicted model, not a curated record
AUGGUCCGAAUCUUUAUUACCGGCUCAACAGACGGCAUCGGCCAAGCUGCUGCCAAGCUGCUCCUCGACCAAGGCCACGAAGUAACCCUACACGCACGCAACGCCCAACGCGCAGCAGACGCACAAGCAGCCCUCCCAAAAGCCGCCGGCGUGCUAGUCGGCGAUCUGAAAUCGAUCAGCGAAACAAAGAAGCUCGCGCAAGAAGCCAACGCGGCCGGGCCGUUCGACGCCAUCGUGCACAAUGCGGGCAUCGGCUACGGCUCGACCUCCUCAAAGGAGACAACGUCGGAUGGGAUUUCUGCGGUUUUCGCGGUGAAUACGCUCGCACCGUAUAUCCUGACUUGUCUGAUGGAUAAGCCGACGACGAGGCUUCUUUUCAUGAGUUCUGAUAGUCACUGGGGCGGAGAUGGGUCGUUGCGGAAUGCGGCGCAGUCGCAUUCGUAUGGGAAUAGCAAGUUGCAUGAUGUUAUGCUUGCGAAGGCUUUUGCGAGGAGGUGGGAUGAUAUACAGGUUAUUAGUAUGCAUCCUGGGUGGGUGAGGACUAAGAUGGGGGGUAUGGCGGCGCCGGGGAGCGUGAGUUCUUCGGCAAAGGCGCUGGCUGGUUGGGCUAGUGGGGAGAAUUCGUUGGCGAAGGUUGACAGUGGUGCAUUUGUGACGCAGGGGGUUCUUGAAAAGCAGGAGGAGCUUAUGGGUCUUUGCAAGCAGAUUUCUGGGGUGUCUGUGCCGGGCGAGAAAUGA